This is a messenger RNA of Trichogramma pretiosum, 6117 nucleotides long. RefSeq lists its product as uncharacterized. Bases 1753 to 4128 code for a protein of 791 amino acids. The record is from RefSeq and is a predicted model, not a curated record. Lineage: Eukaryota; Metazoa; Arthropoda; Insecta; Hymenoptera; Trichogrammatidae. The transcript has 5 exons. Gene Ontology annotation, molecular function: protein binding.
GGCGCCCCGAGUAGUCAGUUCUCUUCUGUCUUUGGCGAGGCGCGGGCGUUAUUACAGCACCGCGACUGACCGCGUGCUCCGCCACUGCGUGCACCACUAGUGUAUGCGUACUAUAUAUCCGAUAAACACACUACUACGCGAUAUAUCUAUACAAGGUGUGUAUAUACAGAGGAACAACGAGUGCGAGAUACGAGCCACCACCACCGCCACCGCCGAUAUACUACUGCUGCUGCGUUUAGUUCAGUGUGUCUCUCUCUCGCUCUGUGCGCUUGUUCUCUUCUGUACAUGUGUGCGUGGGUGCAGUGUGUAUAGCCGUAUACGGAGAACGAUACGUAUACGACCAGUAGUCGGUCGCUGCACUGCUCUGCGGCAAAAAUUUUCUCCCGUUUUUUUUGGAGGUAUAUUCUUUUUUCGAGCGCUAUCUCGUCUUACAUCUUACAGUGUUACAGUGUGCGCGACUGUGUUUCUCGUUCUUAUACGAUCGUGCAGUGCUCUUUCUCUCUGCUUUAUACAUUCCAUAGUACAUACAUAGAGAGAGAAAGAGAGACCGUCUAGUGCGCUCUAUCGCCCUCUUUGUGCUCGCAGCAAUUAUUUCCCAUCGCUUGAGCUGCGCUACCACUGUACGUAUAGCGCACGGCACACAUACACACACGUUCAAGCAUAUAUACUGCUGCAUCACGGUGUCUGAGUAGCGCGCGUACCGAGGCAAGAAAAGGAAGCUGCGAGCCUUACUUAUAGAGCGCGGAAGGAGAACGAAGAAUUUCUCAAAGCUCCUCGCCAGAAAGCGCAGGCAGCGCAAGAGAGAGAGAGAACGACGGCGAAAGGAAAAAGAGAGCCAAAAGAGAGAAGGAAGAGAGAGAGAGAGAGAGAGAGAAUGAGUGUGCUCCGUACGUGCGCGAUGACAACAUCGAGAUACGUCCCAAGUGAUCGAACAGUGCUUUAAGUCGGACGAGCAAAGUGUGCGCGUCGCAGAUCCCGAAAAGUACCGACUAGUAGUUCUGCUGCCGAGUGCUAGUUUUCUUUCUUUUUUUCUCUCCCUCCGUCUUCCUCCUCUUCUUCUUCUUCUUUUCUCUUCUCUCUUUUUCUCUCUUUGCUCUCGACGAUUCUGCGAGCCAGAAGUAUAUUACGUCGUAUACCUAUAUAUCUGAAAAAAAAAAAGUAUUUCAGUGCGGUGACAGAGUGUGCAGUGUACAGGGCCCCAGUAACGAAGAGAAUCUCAACUUCUUCUUCUACUACUGCUACUUGUUUCCAGCAGUUGAGAAUUUUACUGCAGCGCGGCGCGGUUACUUUGCCUCGGUAAGCGAGCGCGCGCCAGGAAUAAGCAAAAAGAGACGAGCCAAAAAGAGGAAUAUAUAGAAGAGGCAGCCGCCGCAGCCGACACGUUUCAUACCGUAGGCCAUACCAAAUGAGGUUUAAGCCAUUUUUCACGCACAGAUCGAUGGAUCGAAGGAAGCCGCAUCGUCAGCAGCAGCAGAAGCAGCGAAAAACAGCCGCAGCAUCGGGAGGAGCAUCGGCAGCAGCCGCAUCCAAUCUCGAGGAGAGUCUGUAGCUGAUCGUGCGAUCGCGAUGAAGUGAUCAGAGACUACACACACGAAAUAAUAAUCAAGAAGAAGAAAAGUAGAAGAAGAGAAGCUGGAAAAAUCCACUAGGGCCCAGGGCCUCGUAGCGGCGGCGGCGGCGUGUCCACCACGGCGUCGUCCAACGAGACAGCGGCCGCCACCACCACCACCAUUCGUCCCUCAAAGCACAUAGAUGCGGCGGAUGCAGAAGCCUCUGCUCCGAGCGAGGCAUCGACAACCACAGCAACAACAACAACCGGUCGUCGUCCGGCUGCUGCUGGUGUCGCUGCUGCUGCUGCUGUCGCCGCUCUGGCUCGAUCGACCACCGGUCGUCGAGGCCUUCCCCGACUGGACCGACUGCCCCUCGGUAUGCCACUGCAAAUGGACCUCGGGCAAGAAGUCGGCCCUGUGCCCCGACGCGGGCCUCACCUCGCUGCCGGCCAAUCUCGACCCGGACAUGCAGGUGAUCGACCUGACGGGCAAUCGCAUCUCCAGGCUGCCCGCCGACACCUUCAAGUCCGCGGCCCUCGUCAAUCUGCAGAAGGUCUUUCUGCGCAACGCCGGCCUCAGGAGCGUCGAUCCGCGGGCCUUCGAUGACAUGCGCAUACUGGUUGAGAUCGAUCUCGCCGACAAUUACGUGACCAGCCUCGAGCCCCACACGUUCGCCGGUAACGAGCGCCUCAAGAUACUCGUGCUCAGCGGCAAUCCCCUCAAGAGGCUCAAGUCCCAUCAGUUCCCGCUGCUGCAGCAUCUGCGGACCCUCGAGCUGCAGAGGUGCCGAUUGCAAGAGGUCCAUCCGUUGGCUUUUCAGCGUCUGCCGGCCCUCGAAACGCUCAGGCUGGACAGUAACGAGCUGACAUCUUUGGAGCCCGCAACGAUUUCCGGCCUCAGGCGCUUGAAAACUCUCAGUCUGGAUAACAACGCCUGGUCCUGCGACUGUCAUCUCCGGGACUUUUGCCUGCUGCUGACUUACGGCAGCUCGAGUCGGCUGUACUCGCAGUCGCUGCACUGCAGCCAGCCCGCGCGACUUCAGGAUCGCAGGUGGGAGGAUCUCCGGGCCCACGAGUUCGCCUGCGAGCCCACUGUGCUGCUGCCGACGACCAUCAUCCAGCAGGAGAUCAACGGCAACGUCAGCCUGUCCUGUCUGACUACCGGCGACCCCGAGCCCGAGGUCUGGUGGCAGCUCAACGGCUCGCCCGUCAACGGCACCGGCAGAAGACAGUCCAUCGACGACAUCACCCCGUCAGGUGGCAUGGUGGUUUACUCGACGUCGCUGGAAACUCGACGCGGACUGAUCGAACGCUGGAGCAACCUGACGAUCUACAACGCGAGCGACAUCGACGCGGGCGAGUACACGUGUCACGCGCGCAACGUCGCCGGGGUGGCGCGCAACACCGUCACCGUCAGCAUACCCCGGGUGUUCUCGGCGCCGACCCUGUCCCAGGCCGACGACUGGCUGCUCUGGAUCAGUCUCGCCGGGGGCGGCACAGUGGCCCUUGGGGUCUCGGCGACCGUCGUCGUCACGGUACUGUGCGUCUGCAGCACCACGCAGCUGAGGCGGCGCAACCGCAAGCGGGCCAAAGUCAAGCUGCAGCCGAGCACGAGUUUCGGCGACCAGGAGAAGAAGUUGCUUGAUUUGUCGGUCACCACGACCACCACCACGACGAGCAGCCAGCCAACUUCCCAGCAAAAUAUGUUGGAGGCAGCCUCGCCGGAAUCGCCGUUGACACAUCAAGAGGAUUGCAUCAACCAUUAUCACCAGCAGCAGCUACUGCAGCAUCAUCAGGCCGAGUACGACCUCGUCACGGACGGCAGCCCGAUGGCCGAGCACAUGCCCGACUGCCCGAUGGGGGCGGCCGAGUCGAACAGCGUCAGAUACGAGUAUCUGGGUCGGCAUCGAUUCAUCGACGAGUCCUGCUGGCCGAGCGUGGGUACGCUGGCUCGGCGCUGCUCGUCGUCGAGCAACGCCCAGGGAGCCGCCACCGGCGCCUCGAGAGUGAUCCUGGCCAGUACCGGAGUGGUGGCGAGCUCGAUGGUGCUCGAGUCGCCGCGCAACAACGGCUCGGACAGCGGCAAGCCGCCGUCGUUGUCGUCCUCCUCGCAGGAGCGCUGUCCUCUGGCCGUGGCGACGGGAAGUUUUUCACCGUCCAACGUACUGCUGGUCAGGCCGUGUCCGACGCACGAGCAGCGCGGCAGCGAGACAGAAGCGGGAAGCGGAGCCGCCGGUGGUGGUGGCCGGCACGUCGAGCCCUGCUAUCCGGAUCUGCUGGACAUCGCGAGGACCUACGCGGCGAUACCGGAGCGUUACUUUCUGGUGUCGCCCGAUCCCGGCGCGAUCGCGUCGUCGGCGCAGGCCAAGGCCACGAUGACGACGACGUCGAUUCAGCUGCAGAGCAACAGACCCAACGUGGCCGGUGCCGAGCUGGAGUCGCCCUACGACAACAUGGGACCGAGGAUCACCGCGAACGGAACGGGCUGCGACUCGGCCGCGUCCCAGCUCGCCGAGGACAACGAGUCGGCGGCCGUAGCGCCGCUCAUUCAGCCGCCGCCGGAAUUCGUGUCGCUCUGAGACGAGGAGGACGAAGAGGAGAAGGACAGCGGUGACGAGAUGAUGGACGGCUCGGCGACGGAAAACCAACGCCUCGAUAAUUACGUUCUAUGGAAAUCAAAGCUCUGAGUCUCGCUCGGCAGUUAAUGGACCGACCGCAAUGCUCCGAGGUUCCUUCUGCAGCAGCCAACCACACACUCGCACAUAUGCAAUGUAUAUAGAUAAUAAUUGAAAGCCGGACGAACGUACGUACACAAAUCCGUAUGCUUUAUGCCCAUUUCCGCGUUAAUCCAGUCAGCCAGAGAAGUAUUCAGUGCGCGUCAUUAUCUCUUUUAUACCAAGAAAUGAUCCGUAUAUGGCCGCUUCUCUGUCAAAUCGAAUGGCCGUAGAAUUUUUUACUGCUGCGAUGGAAACUCGUUUUUCUUUCGGCGUACGUGUUCUCAAAUUUUGUUCGAAUUUCGGGGACCGCCUAUUACCAUGACUUAGAGUCUCGGAAUUUGCGUUUUUCCAAAAUUCAUAAUUAUUUCUAAAAUAAAAAAAACUACUUACGGAAAAAAGUGCUACAGAGCAUUUUUCUAAGCUAGAAUUUUUCAAAUUUUAGCAUUAAUCAUGAAUUUAGGAAAAACGAAACUUUAGACCUCUAAAAAAACUGAUGAACGGCCUGGAAAAUUUUGAUUCAUUCGAUUUUACAGAGAAUCGACCAUAUGUACCCAUGCGUAUAUGUAGAUACGUGAUUCAAGCGGAGAUCCUGAUUCGCGAAUAACAGGCUUUGUCGGUGGAAAAACAUUCGAAGCGUGUUUUAAUGCGACAAAAGAGAAGAGCAGAAUAGAAGAGAGAAAAACGGUUUAAAUUAAAUGAGAAUAAAAUUAAUAAAACCUUCUAUUGAUAUGAUAAUCGCGGAAUUUUCGCUACGUUAUCGGAUUGUACCAUAUAUUUCGUGUAUUAUAUUCGUAUUAUUUAUUUAUACAAAUACUUCAAGACCCAAAGGCUGCAUUUAAUUUUAAGCGCUUCCAUACACAAUCCGUGCAAUUCCUAAAUACAUACAACGUGAGUAAAAACAAGACACGUUUGCACGUAAUAACAAAAGAACUCCGAUUCGACUGCUGCGCCAAUUGCAAAUAACAUAUUAACACGUUAUUACGAAACUUUACACAAAUACUUACCGAUGUGAUUUAAACCUUGUGAUGAUUUUAAUUAGUUCGUAUAAGAAUUUACCCGCCGUUCGCGACCGAUGUUUGUGCCAAUAGUGAACAUUUACUCUGCAAGCGUGUGCUUUCAUCGAUUUAUAUAUGUAUAAAAUAAAUGUGUAUGAAUUUACCCGUCAAUUGACGCAAUUUUUAGGGCGUAAAGAUGAAUUUUUUCGUGUGGCGUAGCAAUUAUAUUCGGCAUGUACAGACGUAGUGCGUGUAAGGGAAAUAAAUACAUUAUACAUGUUAUAUAUUUUAACAUUAACGUACUGAAAGUAAAAAGACUUCUUCCAUUACUCUAUAAGAACUCUCAAUUAUCUCAUGAUUUCUUCCAAGGGAUUGAUCCCUCUCUAAUAAUGAUCCUUUUCUCUCUCUUGAUACAUACAUAUUUAAAAUAUGUGUAUAAAAAUAAAAUUAUAUAUUACCAAUGUAAACCGGUGUGGAAAAACGUGCAGCUUGUUGAUCGUAUAUCAGUGUAUGCGAGAGCGAAGAAUAUUUGAAAAUAUGUAUUUUCUAGUUGAUUCAGAAUCCCCUUAUAAUACGCCAAAAGAUCUCAUCCAUCAAUCGUCCAUCCAUUGAUAUCCCUCCAUAGCUCGAUCUCCAUUUUAAUAAAAAAAGUCGUCUAUUACUAUCAUUCUUUAUUAAAGUCCAAUCUCUAGAUCGCUUUUAAAUAUUCAUCAACGAAUGACCAUAAAUCGCAAAUGAAUUAUAAAAAAAUGUUGUACAUAUAUUUUAUGUAUAUAUCAUACGUAUUAAAAUAAGAAUAGAGACGCCAAAACCAAAUGCCAAUUGUAAAUAAUGAAUCUUCAUUCAUUUUAAUUAU